AUGGUGAUAUCUGACGAUGACGAAGAGAGCCUAUCUUUAAGGUCAAAUUUGAAUUAUAAGACACCAACGAAGAAGUUUCGUUAUGGUAACGUUCUAUCUGAUGUGGAUUCUAACAUUCUCAAUAGAUCUACAAAGAAAUCUACGCAGGAUAAGAAACGGUGGUCUCUACUUUCAAAUCAUUCUUCUUCCAAGGCUAAAAGGUCACUAGAUCACACUCCGAGUCGUGCUACGACAGCUUCCAACGUUAGAGACUCGAAGUACAAGAAAAGAAUGUCUUCUGGUAGUUCGACAAAAAGAGCUUCAUUGAAUAGCCCUAUUGAUAAUACCACCAGUAAAAAAGUGUCAGAUUCAUUGAAACGUUCCUCUACUGGGUCUUCCUUGAGACAGUUGUUAACGAGAAUGGUUACCAAUGAUUCAUCGAUCGAGCUUGAUAAAGAGAAUCAGCAUACUGCAUAUCGAUCUCCCGAAAAGAAUACAAAAUCUACGAUAAAUAAUGAUUCUGAUAAAGAAAGAUCUAGAAGAUUUUCAUUGGCAACAAGUUACAUCAAUCAAAUAAAUGAAUCAAUGGAUAACUUAAGUAUACAAUCCAAUGCGUCCUCAGGCUCAAAAUGGAAAUUUUGGAAAAAAUCAAGUGCAAGUGAAGAUGAGCAUUCGUCACUUUUAUCUCAUUCAUUCUCAAUGCGCUCUCUAAGAAUAUCAUCUAAUAAUUCAAAUAAUUCUAUACUGCAGAACAUAUCAGAAGAAAAUUCUAGUUUCCCUCGUAGUACUUCCCAAAUGCUUAACAAGAAAAGAUCUAAUGGUGGAUUGUCUGUAAAUAUUCUGAAAAAAAGAGCUUCACAUGGGAGCUUGAAACAUAAAUCAUCUCAUUCCUCACUUCAGAAACUCAAAUAUAAAUGUAGGACACCAAGCGCUUUUGAUAAUAGUCCAACGGUGUUUUCUUCUUCAUUGACCCCAGGUACUUUGGGCAACAGCAUAAACCUCGAUAUUUCGCUCCCUAUUCCUGAUCAAGUUUCUAGAGAUAAGAUAAGAACGAAAUUGAAGAAUUCAACUUCUUUAUUAUCACUGAAUUCAUCGGUACCAAUAUCUUUGAGAGAGUAUGACGAAAACAUGAUGCAACUAAUCCUGGAACAAUGUUCAAUAAAACACAUCUUAGAUAAAGUUAAAUUAUCCACCAUGGCAGACAUUCUAGAGGUAUUAUCAAUAAAAGACUCUACAAAGUUGUCAUCCUCUGUUUGGAGAACCCCAUCACGUAUUGACCCAUCUGAAACAAUAGUUUGCAAAAAAGUACAAAUGGAGACUAGUUCUAGUGUAAUGACAUUACAUGAGUUACAAGUGUUAAAUCUUUGCAAAGGUACUCCAGGUUUUCCUUACCUUCUCCAAUCAUAUAUUGUACUUUCAAAUGAAGAUCACGCCAACAAAACUUUACAGACACAUACAUUAUAUUUAUUCUUCAAAGAUUGUGGUGAACCACUAUCAAAAGUAUCUAUAAAAAGCUGGCAACAAUGUUUGAAAAUUUUUUGGCAAUGCACAACAAUCAUUUAUGUUGCUGAAACCAAAUUCGGAUUUGAGCAUAGAAAUUUAACUUUUGAUCAUAUAUUGGUCGACAGUAAAGGCAACAUUACCUUGUGUGAUAUGGAAUCAAGCAGAGCCAAUGACUCAACGGAUAACGUCUUUUUCACGAAACUGGAUCAUCCAAUCUUUUACCAGAACGAUGAGAACCAUGCCUUCGAAAACUACCAAAUUAUGAGAUCUUUCUUCACUGAACAUAAAUGGGGCCACUUUGAACCAAGAACCAGCUUGCUAUGGUUACGCUACAUAUGUCAUAAUUUUAUAAUGCAAAACAAGCUGCCAAACAGCUCUGAUAAGGUCCAAUUACUCAAAUUGAUCGCAAUCAUUGAAGAUAACAUAUUUGGCAAGAAACCCAGUGGCCAGCUUUUCAGAAGAAAGGAGACUGAAAUUUGUUGCACUGGAGAUUUAAUGAGAUUGAAAUAA
Kazachstania africana CBS 2517 is the source of this 1992-nucleotide messenger RNA. RefSeq names its product protein kinase ALK2 (gene ALK2). Gene Ontology annotation, biological process: intracellular signal transduction; mitotic cell cycle. The record is from RefSeq and is a predicted model, not a curated record. The coding region runs from base 1 to 1992 and encodes 663 amino acids. Gene Ontology annotation, cellular component: nucleus; cytoplasm. Gene Ontology annotation, molecular function: histone H3T3 kinase activity. Lineage: Eukaryota; Fungi; Ascomycota; Saccharomycetes; Saccharomycetales; Saccharomycetaceae. The transcript has a single exon.